GUGAUGUACCUGCAGCGGGCGGAGCUCAGCAGAGACAAGGUGUUUCCGAUGCACCCCACCAGUAUUAAUGGAGUAGAGGACAUGUCUACUCUGGCAGAGCUACACGAAGCUGCCAUCAUGCACAACCUCUACCUCCGCUACCAGAAGGACUGCAUCUAUACCAACAUAGGGUCUAUCCUGGCAGCAGUGAACCCCUAUAAGCAGAUCCCAGGUCUGUAUGACCCAGAAGCAGUAGGCCUGUAUAGUAGACACCACCUGGGAGAGCUGCCCCCUCACAUCUUCGCUGUGGCCAACGAGUGUUACCGCUGCCUCUGGAAGAGGCACGACAGCCAGUGUGUUCUCAUCAGUGGAGAGUCAGGAGCAGGGAAGACCGAGAGUACCAAGCUGCUGCUCCAGUUCCUGUCUGUGAUGUCACAGAAGUCCCUGGACACCCCCUCUGAGAGGACCCACAUGGAGCAGGCCAUCGUACAGAGCAGCCCCAUCAUGGGGACGUUUGGGAAUGCCAAGACGGUGUACAACAACAACUCUUCACGCUUUGGGGAAGUUCAUCCAGCUCACUUCUCCCAGAGUGGGAACAUCCAUGGAGGCUGCAUCGUAGACUAUUUACUUGAAAAGAACCGUGUGAGACAGAACCCUGGAGAGAGGAACUAUCAUAUCUUCUAUGCUCUGCUGGCCGGGACAGACAAGGACUCACAGAGAGCCAGGGCGCGAACAGGCCCGGAGUCGUACCGCUACCUGAGUCAGUCUGGCUGUGUGAAGGACAGGGGUCUAGACGACCUGCAGCUCUACGACAGUUUUAUGGAGGCUUUAAAGGUGAUGGAGUUCAGCGAGGAGGAGAUACGGGACGUCUUCAAGCUGCUUUCUGCUGUUCUCCUGAUGGGGAACAUAGAGUUCAUGACGGCUGGAGGAGCACAGAUCACCUCUAAAGGAGUGGUCAGUAAUGUCAGUGAUCUGCUGGGCCUGGACUCGUUCCAGCUGUCUGAGGUUCUGACCCAGAGGUCCAUGAUCCUGAGAGGAGAGGAGAUCUGUUCACCCCUCACUGUGGAACAGGCGGUUGGCUCUCGGGACUCGGUUGCCAUGGCGUUGUACUCCCAGUCUUUCUCCUGGAUCAUCACACGGAUCAACCAGAAGGUCAGAGGGAAGGACAACUUCAAGUCCAUCGGCAUCCUCGACAUCUUCGGCUUCGAGAACUUUGAGGUGAACAGGUUUGAACAGUUCAACAUCAACUACGCCAAUGAGAAGCUCCAGGAAUACUUCAACAAACACAUCUUCUCACUGGAACAACUGGAGUACAACAGGGAGGGGAUCCAGUGGGAAGCCAUAGACUGGAUGGAGAAUGCAGAGUGUCUGGACCUCAUAGAGAAGAAACUGGGCAUGUUGGCUCUGAUCAACGAGGAGAGUCGCUUCCCUAAAGGCACCGACUACACCCUGCUAGAGAAACUACACAGUAGACAUGCCACUAACCACUACUACGUGAAGCCCAGAGUGACAGAUCACCAGUUUGGCAUCAAGCACUACGCUGGAGAGGUUCUGUAUGACGUGAGAGGGGUCCUCCAGAAGAACAGAGACACCUUCAGAGAUGACAUCUUAAACAUGCUCAAAGACAGCAGGCUUGACUUCAUCUAUGACCUGUUUGAGCGUGUUGGGAGCAGGAACGGAGAGGAGACCCUGAAGAUGGGGACGGCCAGACGCAAACCCACCGUCAGCUCUCAGUUCAGGGACUCUCUCCAUUCCUUGAUGAACACACUGAGUGCCUCCAACCCUUUCUUUGUGCGCUGCAUCAAACCCAACAUGGACAAGAACGCCAACAUGUUUGACCCAGAAGUGGUCCUGAACCAGCUGAGGUAUUCUGGGAUGUUGGAGACAGUGAAGAUCCGCAGGGCUGGGUUCCCUGUCCGCAGGACCUUUACAGACUUCUACAGCAGGUACAAGAUGAUCCUGAAAGACAAGCAUCCAACAGACGACCAGAGAGGGAGGUGCACAGAGCUGUUGAUGUCAUACGACCCCGCCAAGAGAGACUGGCAGCUGGGGAAGACUAAGGUGUUCCUGAAGGAAGAGCUGGAACACAGGCUGGAGAAGGAGAGAGAAGAGGUAUGGAGACAGGCGGGCAUGGUGAUCCGGGCACACAUACUCAGCUAUGUGGCAAGGAGGCGCUAUAAGAGGGUUCUGACCAGCACCGUCACCAUACAGAAGUUCUACAGAGCUCACUUCUGGAGACGUGUGUUCCUACGUCUUCGCACUGCAGCUGUCAUUCUACAGAAACACCAGCGUGGUCGGCUGGCCCGAGGCCUCUACCGCCAGCUCUCUGAGGAGAAGAGGAGGAGAGAGGAGGAGGAGAGGAGGAGUCAGAGGGAAGAAGAGUUGAGGAGGAAAGAGGAGGAGAGACUGAGACUACAAAAGGAGCAGGAAGCAGCGAGGAGAAAGGAGGAGGAGGAGCUUUGCAAAGGACAGGAAGCAGAGGAGGAGGAGAAGGCUACAGCCAACAACAGGAUGGAUUCUCCUGCUCCCCUUAAGGAGGUGUCCCUGUCCCACUCCCUGCCCCCCCACACCUCCGAGGAGGAGUCCCGUCAGAUGGAGGAGAUCCUCCGGCUGGAGAAGGAGAUCGAGAUGCUACAGCGCCAGAGGGAGGACGGGGUGUCCAUGUUAGGGGACGGCCUGGGAGGGAGCAGGGAGGAGCUCCGGCAGAGGAGGGACGCAGAGAUCUACCGACUGGAGAAGGAGGCGUCUCGCGUUGCCACCGAGUUCCUGGAGCUCCUGGACUUUGGGGGUCUGGAACAGUGUCUGUCCAGCGAGGAGAACCUCCACGACCCCUCAGACAGCACCGCUCCCGUGGCCCGGGCCGAGGAGGAAGAGGAGGUGGACGAAGGCUUCCAUGCUGAGGAGGAGUGUCCCGGUAGCGGUAUCCUCCUGCUUGACAUCCCUCUCCCCGUGGGGGUUCCUCUGGACCAGGAGGUCUUCUCCACUCUCCCUUCUCCUCCUCCUGCCUUUGCUGAGGGUCUGGUAGCAAAGGCCCUGGCGCUCUCCCAGGCCCUGGCCCUCUCCCAGGCCCCGUGUUGCCCCCCUGUUUGCUCCCCUCUCACCUCUAGUGCCCCUACACACCACCCUGCACCUCCUCUCCCUGCCCUCACCACCGGAGGCGGUAAGGCUCUCUGUCACCAACCCACCAGGAGAAUAGAGGUGGCUCCAGAGACCAACAGAGUACCCAGAAGAGUGGACGUGGUACCCGACAGACCCUGCGCCAGGGUAGAUGUUAUGCCAACUAGAAUAGACGUGGUACCCUCCAGACUCCCAGAGGCUGUGCCAGCCAGGGGAGUAGAGCUAGUGCCCAUUGUGCCCGUCCCAGGGGCCAGGGAGGUCAGGGAGGUCAGAGAGGAGGUCUCGUUCAGCAUCCUACCACACACAGAGUCAUACUAUGACCAGGAGGAGUUUGAGGAGGUGCAGGGGAGUACAGGCUCGGGAGACGCAGCCAGUAUCACGGACGGACAUGCUACUGAUGAGGAGGUGCUAAGGAAAUCAUCCUGUACUCAGAACAGCCUGGACUCCUUCAGAGGCAGCUCAGACUCUUUUAUAGACAGUGACACAAGCAACGAUGGCUAUGUGGACACAGACGAGGAGGUGUCCAAUGGGAGGGUGAACCUACUGAACGGCUCUGGGCCUCCAUACUUCCACAGCUACCUCUACAUGAAGGGUGGUCUGAUGAUCCCGUGGAGACGGCGGUGGUGUGUGUUAAAGGAUGAGGUCUUCAUGUGGUUCAGGGCUAAGCAAGACAGUCUGAAGAGUGGCUGGCUGUCUAAGAAGGGAGGUGGCAUGUCCACUCUGUCCAGAAGGAACUGGAAGCAGCGCUGGUUCGUACUGAGAGAAGAUAAACUCAUGUACUUUGAGAACGACAGCGAGGAGAAACUGAAGGGGACCAUCGACAUCCGCUCCGCCAAGGACAUAGUGGAUAACCAUGCGAAGGAGAAUGCUCUGAACAUCGUGACUGAAGAGAGAACCUACCACAUCUAUGCAGAGACUCCUGAAGAUGCCAGUGGCUGGUUCAACAUGCUGAGUCGUGUCCACAGUGCCAGUCCAGAACAGCUAAUGGAGAUGAACCAUGAGCAGGCCAACCCCAAGAAUGCUGUGGGAACCGUGGAUGUUGGACUGAUCGACUCGGUGUGCGCCUCAGACAACCCAGACAGACCCAACUCGUUUGUCAUCAUCACUGCUAACCGUGUUAUCCACUGCAACACUGAGAUGCCUGAAGAGAUGCACCACUGGAUCGGCCUGCUGCAGAAACCUAAAGGAGACGGCAGUAUAGACGGCCAGGACUUUGUCCUCAGAGGUUGGCUUCACAAGGCGAUCAGGGCUAACAGCACUAAUCUGAAGCUGAAGAAGAGAUGGUUUGUUUUAACCUCCAACUCUCUGGACUACUACAAGUCUUCAGAGCGCAGUGUGUCCAAGCUGGGGACCCUGGUCCUCAACAGUCUCUGCUCUGUGGUCCAGCCCGACGAGAAGGUCUUCAAGGACACAGGUUACUGGAACAUCAUCGUACACGGGCGUAAACACUCGUACCACCUCUACACCAAACUACUGAACGAGGCUAUGCGCUGGGCGUCGGCCAUACAGGGGGUUAUCGACAGCAAGGUUCCCAUAGAGACACCCACACAGCAACUCAUCAGGGACAUCAAGGAGAGCAGUCUGAACGUGGAGGCUGUGGAGCAGAUGUAUUGGAGGAACCCUAUCCUCAGAUAUACCCAGCACCCUCCACUCCCCCUGCUGCCUCUACCUUACGGGGAGGUCAACAUCCACCUCCAAAAGGAGAAGGGCUAUGCCAGCCUGCAGGACGAGGCAGUGAAGAUCUUCAACUCUCUGCAGGAGAUGGAGGCUGUGUCCGACCCGGUGCCGAUCAUCCAGGGCAUCCUCCAGACCUGCCAGGACCUGCGCCUGCUCAGAGACGAGGUCUACUGCCAGCUCAUCAAGCAGACCAAUCACGUGACUCAGCCCAACAGCUCGGCCAAUCGCGCACACUGGCACCUCCUCACCUGUAUGAGCUGUACCUUCCUGCCCAGCCGGGGCAUCCUGCGCUACCUCAAGUUCCACCUCAAAAGGGUGAAGGAGCAGUUUCCUGGAACAGAGGUGGACAUGUUUGCCCAUUUCAUAGGUGAGUCUCUGAAGAGGACCAAGGUCAGGGAGUAUGUUCCGUCUCAGGAGGAGAUCGUAGCCUUACUGACCAGGCAGGAAAUGGCUACUACGGUCUACUGCCACGGAGGAGGAUCCUGCAAGAUCUCCAUCAACUCACACACCACCGCCGGAGAGGUGGUGCAGAAGUUGAUCCGAGGCCUGGCCAUGGAGGACAGUAGAAACAUGUUUGCCUUGUUCGAACACAACAACACUAUGGACCGGGCUGUGGAGAGCAGAGUCAUCGUAGCUGACGUACUCGCCAAGUUCGAGAGGCUGUCAGGCAGUGAGGAGGUGGAGGAGGAGGGACAGUGGAGGCUCUACUUCAAACUCUACUGUUUCCUGGAUGUAGAGAGCAUGCCCAAGGAAGGGGUGGAGUUCGCUUUCAUGUUCGAACAGGCCCAUGAGUCUCUGACCAACGGUCACUUCCCGGCCCCAGAGGACACCCUGCAGCACCUGGCUGCUCUCAGGCUCCAGUUCCUUCACGGGGACAAGGCCCGGGUCAGCUGGUCUCUGGACAACGUCUACCCUGUAGGGAGGCUCCGUGCACGCAUCCUGCACUUCACCAAGGUGGGUGCGGCUGGAGUGGCGGGGCCUGUGGGCCACACCCUUGAGCGGAGGCGGACCAGCUUCCUGGAUGGGACCCUGCGCCGCAGCAGGCUGAAGACGGGCUCCAUGAAGAAACAGAAGAUGGAGGAGGAACAGAUGCUGGAGAUGUGGGUGAAGGAGGAGACUUCAGCCACCAGAACCUCCAUCGUAGAGAAGUGGUCCAGACUCCAGGGACUGGACCAGCACACUGCCAUGCUCAAAUACAUGACCAUCAUCAAGGAGUGGCCCGGAUAUGGGUCCACACUGUUCGACGUGGAGUGUAAAGAGGGAGGCUUUCCUCAUACCUGGCUGAGUGUGUGCAGAGACGUGUCGGUCUCAGGGAAACCAACCUCUAGAGACAUUCCCCUUCACAGACACAUCAUCUUCUUCGGCGCUCCGCAGGCCGCUACCUAUAAGAUCACAGUGGACGACAGAGAGAUGUUCUUUGAGACACCUCUGGUUGGAGAGAUCACCAAGAUCAUGAAAGCCUACAUCAACACGAUAGUGAAGAAGAGAUGCAGUGUCAGAUCUGUGUCCAGCUACGGAACCAACUGGAUCAGGUAAUUAGGGGGACGGGACCCGGACAGAACACAGCCCAGUUGGCUUCCCACCGCCUCUGAACAGAAGGCUAAAAGGCUAGCACUGCAAGGCUAACCAGCAGGGUCCAUGAAGACAGGAAGGACUGUUCUCCUCAACUCAGAUGUCUGGAUAACUGAAGUAAGGCUGAUAUUCAGUUACUCAAGAAGCUCGUCCAACUCCGGUGUCCCCCAGUGUGUACGCCAAGCCAACAUUCAGAACAUUCUACAAUACGUCGAGCUGAAGGCUCCACUGCUUUCCCCAACCGUUGCAUAUUGCUUUUCUACAGCUGUCGACAAGAGUGGAUACCGCGUUAAUUUCUGCCAUUUUUUAAAUCAACUUAUCAAUAGUAUGGACCGAUCACGAUGUCGCAUCAAAUGAACUUUUGCAUCAAGUUGUACCAUUUCAAAUACCUUUCCAAUGGAUUGAGAUUCAGAUUGAGUGAGAAAUGUCCCUGACUAGCUACCCUUCCUUAUCAGAAUGUUUUUAUUAUUAUUAUUAUAACAUAUGUUAAUGUAUGGGCACCCAACUAUACCGGUAUAUAUUUACAAUGAGAAGAAGUUAUUUGUCUAAGUAGGGUUGAAAUACUUCCCCUCAGGUUUGACGAGCAAUAGGAGUUGAUUCCCAAACCAACCACCGACCCGGGGAGUUGAACCUCUUUACAUUUGAAUGCCUUAAAUAGUUUCACUGCUUCCAUCCAUAUUGUUAUUUGUUUAUUUUGGGCUAUAAGUCAUAGUUUAGCCUUUCUGGAAUGGCGUCCCCAAGCCAGGGUUAUGUCAGGGUUAAUAACCAGUUAUAACACUAGUGGCAGAGGCUGCUAUUCUAUAGCCUGGUCCGAGAUCGGUUUGUGCUUUUGCCUACUCUGAUUAUCAAGCUAAACAUGUUUGGAAUGACAAUUCCAUAAGCUGGUACCCAAGCUAGCCAUUCUACCCAGUGCCUGAGAAGCAGGUUUUAACUCUGGUGAAAUGACACUUGCCUUUUAUAAAUCAAAUAUGACUAGAACAAACUAAUACAGGCGGCAGGUAGCUUAGUGGUUAAGAGCGUUGUGACAGUAACCGAAAGGUCGCUGGUUCUAAUCC
Coregonus clupeaformis (lake whitefish) is the source of this 7400-nucleotide messenger RNA. It is a transcript of the gene myo10l3, whose product is annotated as myosin X, like 3. Lineage: Eukaryota; Metazoa; Chordata; Actinopteri; Salmoniformes; Salmonidae. The record is from RefSeq and is a predicted model, not a curated record. Gene Ontology annotation, cellular component: cytoskeleton; myosin complex. Gene Ontology annotation, biological process: signal transduction. Gene Ontology annotation, molecular function: ATP binding; cytoskeletal motor activity; protein binding.